Molecule: messenger RNA, 1373 nt
Organism: Acanthaster planci (crown-of-thorns starfish)
Lineage: Eukaryota; Metazoa; Echinodermata; Asteroidea; Valvatida; Acanthasteridae
Source: RefSeq, a predicted model, not a curated record
GCCAUGUUAUGCAGCGUAUUCGGAUUGGACAGGAUUCGUCCUAAUCAUUGUCUGAUGCGCAGAAUAAACUGUCGAAACGAAAGAGUGCCAAUUUCAAAUUACAACGGUCUGCAGAAUGUGACCGGUAGCUGUCCAGCUGCUUGGAAGAGGUCCCCCGUCCAGUUUGAGCCGUCAAUUGUGCAUGCUUCAACUGAUAACUUCCGAACAGCACGGUUCUCUAAGCCAAGAAUCUCGAUGAAAUCCAUCCUCUUCUUCGUCGUGCUGUUCGCCGCCGGUGUUGGCGCAGUUUCUGCAAUACAAUGUCACCAGUGUUUCUACAGCAACUUGUUUCCCGAAAGCGAUUCCUUCUGUGACAUCGCGUUCGACGGGAAGGCAGCCGACGCGGCCGCGUCGGUGGUUCAGUGCAACGGACUGUGUGUUAAAAACUAUGGAGAAGUCGGCGGCCUUAGCGGUGUCCAGCGUAGGUGCGAAAACAUCGCCAUGUCCGAGUGCAUCAACGGGUGCGAGACGUAUGAGGGCGCCACAGGCUGCAUGUUCUGCUGUGACACCGACCUCUGCAACGGCGCAUCCUCCAUGACCUUUAACCUGAUGGUGUCGGCGGUUGCCAUGCUAGUACUCGCUUGGAUAUGGCCUCUUUAAACAUGUCUGCAUUGGUGGAUGUAUGCCCAUAUCAAAUUUUAUUACGAUAUCUCGUUCACAUUCAAAGUAUAUUUUUGUUUUGCUUUAGAGCGAAGGAAUGUCGAGGUAACCAGAAACGUCUCGAUUAAUAAUUACAGGGUAAAAGUUGAAUUUGUCCUUGGGUUUCACUUUCAAGUUCAGUUAAUUUGACCAAUUACUGGUAUCGGGGCAUGGCGUGACUGUGGGAUGGGAUGAGAUGGGAGGGAUACGGGCCCUCGCUCCCAGCGUGCCCUCAUCAUAUACCCCCCCCACUAUUUUGGAAAAAUAAACACAUUGCUGUCAAAUACAACACAUACAUAGUUUUGCCAUCGUUUAUUUGAUUUUUAGUUGAAUUCUUUCCUGUGAAAAAAAAACAAGGGCUUGUGAAGCCUAGAGGCGCCAACAAACGAUUUAAGAGAUAUAUGGCGUUACAGGGAAACCCCACAAUGAUAUUCCAUCCAAAUCUAAGGAAUGCAGGUUCGAGACCUUAAUGAACACGCCGGCCUAUCUGAUGCCAUUUGAGACCCCGGAGUUAUAGGAGGCGAAGACGGUUACAUCGUGAAACAAGUGUCAGUGAUUUAACGCUUUUCAAAUGCCUUCUUGGUAACAUUUUAAGAACGCAUUGUCAUCCAAAUCUAACCACAAUGUGGAUAUAUUUUUUUUUACCAAAGACGUAAUGACGUGGUAAUGAAUGUAGACACAAAGACGCAUUUAGA